CAGUAGAGUGCCGGCAAGCGAAGGUGACGCGAUGGAGGAGGAGCUACGCUGCUCUACGUGCAAACAGUUCUUCAACAACCCCGUGCUACUGCCAUGCUACCACUCGGUAUGCCUCCUGUGCGCAGUGAAUUUGCAACAACCCGCCACCAACACCAGCGGCGGCGACAAAAACACAGAAAACGCCGAGAGUGUCGCGUCGGGGUCGUCCGGGGACUACCAAGAGAGCGACAAGCUAUCCAUACUCAGCGAGACGGACAGCGGGGUGGUUUGCACCUCGCGGCCCAACAGCUACGUGGGCUCUCCCAAGGAGCUGUUCGCCACCGCUUUCAGCCUGUCCUGCCCCGUGUGCCAGAAGUCGGUGUACUUCGACGAGAAUGGCGCCCACAACCUCCCCAAGUACCGCGUAAUGCAGAACAUCGUCGACCGCUACGGGGAGCUGCGGAAUCUGACCUUGAAAUGUCAGAUGUGCGAGAACGAGCCCGCCAACGAAGCCACGGUUAUGUGCGAGCAGUGCGAGGUUUUGUACUGCGAUUCUUGCCGCGAGGCUUGCCACCCUUCGCGAGGCCCCCUGGCCAAGCACGUCCUCACGGAACCCAAGCGCGGCAGCUUGGGCCUACCGAAAACCAAAGAGGGAAAGUGCCUGGAACACGGCGAGGAAACCCUCAACAUGUUCUGUCUGGUUUGCAAGAUCGGUGCCAGAACGGUGGUCUUGCGUAAUGAAAAAAUAUUGGAAACAGAACACGUACGGUCUGGUAAAUUAUGGUUAACGCAACCCAGCAAUAAAAAUAUGGUCAAUACCCCUUUGAAACUGAAAAAGAACGAAAGAAAGAUAUAA
Messenger RNA from Brassicogethes aeneus, 835 nucleotides. The record is from the annotation of a GenBank genome assembly. Lineage: Eukaryota; Metazoa; Arthropoda; Insecta; Coleoptera; Nitidulidae.